UUUAGAACAUGGCGUCAAAAUCUGAAAAGUUUGGGUGUAACCCAGUUUAGUUUGUGUUUGCACAGCUAUUUUAUUGUGUCGUUGCGUGGUUUAAGUUGCAAAAAUGCGAACUGUUCUUAUGGUAGCAGAGAAGCCAUCUUUGGCCCAAUCUCUAGCUAAGAUACUCUCAAAUGGAACCUUGAACAGUAGAAAAGGCAUGAAUGGGGCUUGCUCGGUCCAUGAAUACAGGGGCAAGUUCAACGGAGAAACUGUUUACUUUAAGAUGACAUCCGUUUGUGGUCAUGUAAUGAGCUGUGACUUUAUGGGAAAGUACAAUAACUGGGACAAGGUUGAUCCGGUUGAGCUUUUUCAAGCACCCAUUCAGAAGAAGGAGGCCACACCAAACCUACACAUGCCUGCCUUCCUGAGAAAGGAGGGUCAGGGUGCUGACUAUCUUGUUCUUUGGCUGGAUUGUGACAAGGAAGGCGAGAACAUCUGCUUUGAGGUUAUUGACUGUGUGGAGCCCAUGAUGAACAGAGCACAUGGGCAGCAAAUCUACCGAGCCAAAUUCAGUGCAAUCACAGAUACUGAUAUCAAGAGAGCCAUGCAGAACCUGGGAGAACCAAACAAGAACGAGGCUCUGUCUGUGGAUGCCCGCCAAGAGUUGGAUCUGAGGAUAGGGUGUGCUUUCACCAGGUUCCAGACCAAGUUCUUCCAGGGCAAGUACGGAGACCUGGACAGCACUCUGAUAUCUUACGGUCCAUGUCAGACCCCGACACUGGGCUUCUGUGUGGAGAGACAUGACAAAAUCCUGUCCUUCAAGCCUGAGGCCUACUGGGUGAUUGAUGUACAGAUCACACAUCCUGAUGGGAAGGAGUUGAAGCUGGAGUGGGACAGGGUGAGGAUAUUUGACAAGGAAGUCGCACAGAUGUUUGUCAACAUGAUCAAGUCCAGUGAUGGAGCAAGGGUGCUGGGUGUUGUCACCAAGGAGAAGAGCAAGGCUCGCCCCAUGGCCCUCAAUACAGUCGAGAUGCUACGAGUGGGAAGUUCCGGACUCGGUAUGGGCCCCCACCAUGUGAUGCAGAUAGCGGAGCGUCUCUACACCCAGGGCUACAUCAGCUACCCCAGGACCGAGACAACGCACUAUCCAGAAAACUUUGACCUCAAGGGCACCCUGAGGCAGCAGCAAUCUCACCCUGACUGGGGCAACUUCGUCCGCGACCUCCUCAACAAGGGCAUUCAGAGACCCAAGAAAGGAUCUGAUGCAGGUGACCAUCCCCCCAUUACUCCGAUGAGGUCAGCCACGAGCGCAGAGCUGGAGCAUGACGCCUGGAGAUUGUACGACUACAUCACCAGACAUUUUAUUGGAACUUUGGCUCCAGACUGCACGUACUUACAAACAACCGUAUCAUUUGAGAUUGGUGCCGAGUUAUUUUCCUGCUCUGGUAAAACAUUGCUCGACCCCGGGUACACGGACGUCAUGUCGUGGCAGGCCAUUACCAGUGAUGAGGAAAUGCCACGCUUUCACCGGGAUCAGAUGCUCAGCUUCAAGGAUGUGAAGCUUAACGAGCGACAGACUUCGCCCCCUGACUACCUCACAGAGAGUGAGCUGAUCACUCUGAUGGAGAAACAUGGUAUCGGCACCGACGCCAGCAUCCCCGUCCACAUCAACAACAUCUGUGAGAGGAACUAUGUCAACAUCAUCGCCGGCCGAAAGCUAAAGCCCACCCCACUUGGUAUUGUACUGGUGCAUGGGUACCAAAAGAUUGAUGCUGACCUUGUGUUGCCCACAAUGAGGUCAGCCGUGGAGCAACAGCUGAACCUCAUCUCCCACGGCAAGGCAGACUUCUACGCAGUCAAGCAGCAUGGUUUGGACAUAUUCCACAGGAAGUUCCGAUACUUUGUUGAGAAUAUCAACGGUAUGGAUGAACUGUUCGAAGUCACUUUCUCAUCCCUGGCCGACAGUGGUCGACCUCUGUCAAGGUGUGGCAAGUGUCGACGCUACAUGAAGUAUGUUCAAGCAAAACCUUCCCGGCUGCACUGCUCCAUGUGUGACGAGACGUACUCCCUGCCGCAGAACGGCAACAUUAAGCUCUACAAGGAACUCCGGUGUCCGCUAGACGACUACGAGCUGGUGUUGUGGACAACUGGCUCCAAGGGCAAGAGUUAUCCAUUGUGUCCAUACUGCUACAACCACCCUCCCUUCAAGAACAUGAGGAAGGGGAUGGGUUGUAACGAGUGUACACACCCGUCCUGCCAACACUCCCUCUCGCAGACCGGCAUCUCGGAGUGCGUGGAGUGCGAGUACGGCAUCCUCGUCCUGGACCAGACGUCAGGACCCAAGUGGAGGAUGGCCUGUAACAAGUGUAGCGUGGUAAUCAACUUCUUUGACAAUGCUUCCAAGAUUACCAUCGGUGAAGACACCUGUGACGACUGUGGUGCUAAUACUGUUGUUGUGCAGUACAAGAGCAAGUCUCCGUUCCCUAACGGCGAUGAAGAGCAUACGGGGUGUGCCUUCUGUGAUGCCGUCUUCAAGUCACUCAUGGAGAAACACUACGCCAUCAACAUGUCAAACCGCCGCGGACAUGGUGGCAGAGGACGUGGAGGGAGAGGAAGAGGUGGGCGUGGCCGUGGCAGGGGUCGGGGACGAGGAAAACCAAAGGACAAGAUGGCUCAACUUGCUGCUUAUUUUGUAUAGGAUUAAAUGGAGACCUUUUACAUCU
Messenger RNA from Haliotis rufescens (red abalone), 2702 nucleotides. RefSeq names its product DNA topoisomerase 3-beta-1-like. The record is from RefSeq and is a predicted model, not a curated record. Lineage: Eukaryota; Metazoa; Mollusca; Gastropoda; Lepetellida; Haliotidae. Gene Ontology annotation, molecular function: DNA topoisomerase type I (single strand cut, ATP-independent) activity; DNA binding. The transcript has 17 exons. Bases 104 to 2677 code for a protein of 857 amino acids. Gene Ontology annotation, biological process: DNA topological change. Gene Ontology annotation, cellular component: nucleus.